AUGGGACGGCGAACGGUUGGUUAUUUAAUGGCUUAUCUUCUUUAUCAUUGCACCACGUCUGCCUUUUGGGAUUUCGGUACAACCACACCUGAUCCAGUGCGUGGUGAUUUAACUCCAAGGCAAAGCUUCUUUAGGUGGCAGAAGGUGGACCGGCCCUGGCACUGUUGGGGACUGCCUUGGAGUAUUAUAUUACAAAGGAAAAGAAAUACGCGAUUGUAUACAAUUGCUGGCGUUUCUAUAGAUUUCAUUCCAUUGGGCACUGCAGUUAUUCUUAACCGAAGAACUCUCAUCACAGCAGCUAAUUACUUAGAUCCCUAUUUAACUCGGCAAAGGGACGUUCGGGUUUGGUGCCUCGGUCGAGGAGGAGAUCACAUAUUACCCUAUCGCUAUAGAGUAUGGAGGGUACGAAGAAUUUUCCCAAGAUCAAUAAACCCAGAACAUUGUCAUGGUAUAAAAUGCGAACAUGUUCCAAGACAUGAUAUAGCCAUUGUGCAUACCAUGGAUCCUAUAUAUCUCUACAACCAAAUAUAUGAAAGAUAUAUGUACGCAUUCAGAGCUUAUAUUUGCCGUAAAUAUCAAAAAUUAAAAUCAUACGUUUGGUUCACUGGUUCUGGCUACGAGUACGACUUACACAUAAAAGAGAACUACAAAAUAUUCAUCCACAUGACCCCACUUUUCGACAAGCUAAAAGAUUGCUCGAUCUAUCUCCCUAAAUGGUGGGGGAAAUUUAUCUGUGUUGCAAACGAUGUUGAUUUUAGUGGCAUAUCCAAUGGAGGUGGAUUCUUCUCAACUGAUUAUCACUAUUCCUCUACUUCUGGCUUUGAAUGGGAUAACCUUCUGUUUGGAAUUGCUUGUUUUGAGAUUCGCUACAAUGAUGACAGAAUUUGGGUUUUUACCGAUUUAAGAUACUAUAUUGAUUAUGUUAAGAUUUACGCUAAUAUAACUCGUGCAGCAUAUUAUGAAUAUGCAUAUCCAGAAUGGAGCGCAUAUGAUCAAGGCUGGCAGUCAAUUUAUUCAGGACACUUUGGCGUCAGGUACAUCCCCAAUUGGGAUUUACGCACAGAUCAUUGGCCUCUUGGAAAAUAA
Messenger RNA from Amyelois transitella, 1086 nucleotides. RefSeq lists its product as uncharacterized. The transcript has 3 exons. The record is from RefSeq and is a predicted model, not a curated record. Bases 1 to 1086 code for a protein of 361 amino acids. Lineage: Eukaryota; Metazoa; Arthropoda; Insecta; Lepidoptera; Pyralidae.